GGAGGGGCUGGGGUCUCAACCACACAAAUGGACUGUUGGUUUUCUAUUCCAGCUCAAUUCUGCACCUCUUCUUCAGCUAAUGGAAGGACCAAUCAGCACUGUGGCACUGGAGAUAGGUAAUUAGAUAAUUGGAUUUUAUUUGUUCAAUCAAGUGGAUAGAAGGAGAAGAAGGAAAAAAAAAAACAGCAGAGUGCAAAAAAAAAAAAAAUAGAAAGAAAGAAAAAAAGACGAAGAAGAAAAUAGCUAAUUUUGGUUGAGCAAUUUAUGGAGAGGCUUGACAUUCUUCAUCCCUCUAGGCCUUUUAUUUUGGGAGAUAUCGAUGCAUCCUGCAGAUAAAAUGAUUACCCUGGAUUUCCAGACGGGAGAGUGCGAGCUCAGGAUGGGACAAUCUAGAAGGCAUUAGGAGGGCUGGGAGAUUUUUUUUUUUCGGGCAGGUUGAAUAAACCCCCUUCUAUUAAUCUUUCACAAAGCAUCUUUGGCGGUGGUGGUUGUGGUGGGGGUUGGUUGGUUGGUUGGUUGGAUGGAUUGAACGAUCCGACAAGAUGGAAUCCGAGGGCAGCUGCACAGACAAACUGCUCUGACAGAAAAACCAAGCAGAGGACACUGACAGAGAAGAAGCGGAGGAAAGGAUGGACGGGAAGGCAUACUCUGAAAGGUUCGCUGCACUGCUGUGUGACUAGAAAACAUAAUUACAUCACAAAGGAGAAAUUAUUUCACUCGGAAAACAGAGCUGACUGGGGGGGGGGGGGGUUGCCUCGAGUCCAGGGUGGGGAGGGGGAGAGAUCGCCUGCAGCUUGCAGGGCACGAGGAGAACAAGCCCACGGACAAGAAGCAAAGACAUUUCUUAGAGCAAAAUGGCAGGGAUCUUCUUUUUGGAGGCAGACGUUGGAUGCUGUGUGUGAUGCACCUGCCACUACCUGUCUAAGGGCAGGAGCCACACGAGAGGAAGCAGAUCUGACGCACUCAGCCGUGGUGGGCCCUGCGGUCUUAACAUCAGAUUGCUGCUUCUAUUAUCGCCCGAUUAUUUCCCCAUCGCUCGUUUUAUUUUUAAUUCUACCUUUUUUUUUUGUCUCUCUCUCUCUCUCCUCUGAUGGACUAAGGAUUUAAGGAUGAUAAGAGGCAGACCCUGAAAUUAAUCUGCAAUAUAAAUAUAUCUAUUUUAUUUUUGUGUGGAGGCGAAGGAGGGAGUCUUGGUCGUGAUUAAAUCCCCUCAGAGAUGCCAGAGGGAGGAGGAGGAGGAGGCGAGAGAAUCUUUUCAAAGGAUGUGCUCCAGACCUGGAGAUGGAUGUUUGUCACUGAAAAUACAUUUCUGCAAGUCUUACCACUAAAGUAUGAACAUUGAAAAUGGUUACCCACCCUUGCACCCGAAGGAUGCUUGGUUUGAAGAUCAUUAGAAUGAUUUGGAAGCAAGUUCUACUUAUCUCAUGGGUCACCUCCCUGGCCCUUGGUGGUACAUCUCCAACCUCUUGUCCUGCAGUCUGUACCUGCAGCAACCAGGCUAGUCGUGUUGCAUGUACUCGUAGAGAGUUAGUGGAAGUACCAGAAAGCAUCUCAGUCAAUACGCGAUAUCUGAACCUUCAGGAGAAUAUAAUUCAGGUCAUUAAGACAGAUACCUUCAAACACCUACGCCAUUUGGAGAUUUUACAGCUCAGCAAAAACUUGAUCCGCAAGAUUGAGGUGGGAGCAUUCAAUGGACUUCCAAACCUCAGUACAUUGGAGCUUUUUGAUAACCGCCUGACCACUGUACCUACUCAAGCAUUUGAAUAUCUUUCCAAGUUGAGGGAACUGUGGUUGAGGAACAAUCCCAUUGAGAGUAUUCCAUCUUAUGCUUUCAACAGAGUUCCAUCUUUGAGAAGGUUGGACUUAGGCGAACUUAAAAAGUUGGAAUACAUUUCUGAAGCAGCAUUUGAAGGUCUGGUAAACUUGCGAUAUCUCAACCUUGGCAUGUGCAACUUAAAAGACAUCCCCAACCUUACAGCGCUGGUUAGGCUGGAAGAAUUAGAACUGUCUGGAAACCGUCUAGAAAUGAUCCGUCCUGGUUCCUUUCAAGGAUUGACAAGUCUGAGAAAGCUAUGGCUAAUGCAUGCUCAUGUUGCUGUUAUCGAGCGUAAUGCAUUUGAUGAUUUAAAAUCUUUAGAGGAACUCAAUCUGUCUCAUAAUAACUUGAUGUCUUUACCCCAUGACCUUUUCACACCGCUGCAUCGCCUGGAGCGUGUGCACCUGAACCACAAUCCCUGGCAUUGCAACUGUGAUGUGUUGUGGUUAAGUUGGUGGUUAAAAGAAACUGUACCCAACAAUACAACUUGUUGUGCUCGUUGCCAUUCACCACCAAACUUAAAAACAAGGUAUAUCGGAGAGUUAGAUCAGAGCCAUUUCACUUGCUAUGCCCCAGUUAUAGUGGAGCCUCCAACUGAUCUCAAUGUGACUGAGGGUAUGGCAGCUGAGCUCAAGUGCCGGACUGGAACAUCAAUGACGUCUGUAAACUGGUUGACACCAAAUGGGACCUUGAUGACACAUGGUUCUUACAGGGUUCGUAUUUCAGUCCUUCAUGAUGGCACAUUAAAUUUUACAAAUGUGACUGUACAGGACACAGGCCAAUACACUUGCAUGGUCACAAACUCAGCGGGGAAUACGACAGCUUCUGCUACCCUUAAUGUUUCUGCCGUUGUGGACCCAGCUACCACUGAUUAUACAUAUUUCACUACUGUGACUGUGGAAACGAUGGAUUCAUCGACAGAAGACACAAAGUCUACUGAGAAAGAGCCUGGUCCAACGCCAACUGUUCGAUGGGGAACAACAUAUUCUACGACAUCACUUACUCCGCGCAGUACGCGUUCUACAGAAAAGACCUUCACAAUUCCCAUCACUGAUGUGACAGGGAAUAUUAUGAAGGACCUGGAUGAUGUCAUGAAGACUACAAAGAUUAUUAUUGGUUGCUUUGUGGCUAUAACAUUCAUGGCAGCGGUUAUGUUGAUUGCAUUCUACAAACUGCGUAAGCAGCAUCAACUUCAUAAGCACCAUGGGCCAACACGAACUAUUGAAAUAAUUAAUGUGGAAGAUGAGAUACCUGCAAGUGCCCCAGGAGACAACCAUAUGGCACUACCAGCUAUUGAGCAUGACCAUCUCAACCACUACACUGCAUUUAAGGCCCAUUACAAUAACAAUACAGGAACCCUUAACUGUGCCAAAAACCCCAUGCUCAACUCUAUCCAUGAACCUCUUUUGUUCAAGAGCAGCUCGAAGGAAAAUGUUCAAGAGACACAAAUAUAAGAGAAGUUUGAUGUGAAAAACUAUAUGGACAAAAUAAUUUUCCACAGUUCAAAAAAGAACUCCACACAGUGCCAAACUGUGAAAUACUAAGAUCAUUUUUGGGUUAGUCUUUUACUCGAUAUUCAGCUUUCAGUUUCUGAAUUGUCAUAAAAAUAGAAUGAGCCACCCCAAACAAAGCACUGACACAAACUGAAGAAUCUUUUGAUAAUUUCAAAGGGAUAUUUCAAUCUCCGACUACCUGAUGUAUUACUAAAAAAAAAAUAAAAAAAAAAAUAAAAAAUUAAAAAUUUUAAAUAAUUUAAAAAUAAAAAAAAGAUAUGAAAGAGGGAAAUGUAAUGAAAAAGAAUAUGUAAGGAGAAAAAAAAAAAAAAAGCUUAUUUUGUGGUACAGCUCUUUAUGUGUAAAUUCUAUUUCAGAUCUAUUUUCAUCAAGGAAAGGUGUUAUGGAACAGAAAAAUCAAUCAAGGAUUUACCGAGGCAGAAAAUUGCAUUUUUUUUUUUUAUUAGUAGUAUCACUAAGGAGUUUCUGUUGAAUAAUUCUGGUCUGUGACAAGGAAACAUUGAUAAGUUGUCUACACUUAGAUCAGUUUCAAAAGAUCUUUUUUUAAUUCUUUCCUCGCCAAGGGUGCCUGCAGUUGAUGAAGAUAAGCACCGCAAUUCAGGCCCCGUUGACGAAAGGUUUGGUUAACAUGAGAGAGUUUAGGUCAAUGUUGAUAAUACAAUAACACAUCACGAAAAUGGAAAGGGGAAAAUGUGGAGGAAGUUGGCUGUGGAAGGCGCUCAAAGCAGCUCCAUUACUCUCAUCUGGUGGUUUACCUUAAGGUUUUUUUUUCUUUUU
Molecule: messenger RNA, 4107 nt
Organism: Pelobates fuscus (common spadefoot toad)
Lineage: Eukaryota; Metazoa; Chordata; Amphibia; Anura; Pelobatidae
Gene: LRRC4B
Product: leucine rich repeat containing 4B
Exons: 2
Coding region: 1345-3270 (641 amino acids)
Biological process (GO): regulation of presynapse assembly; regulation of postsynaptic density assembly; positive regulation of synapse assembly
Cellular component (GO): glutamatergic synapse; postsynaptic density membrane; plasma membrane
Molecular function (GO): signaling receptor binding
Source: RefSeq, a predicted model, not a curated record